ACUUCCGCCGGUCUUCGACGCCAUUUCUUUCUGCUUUCAUGAGAUUCUUUCCUUGCUGAUUGAUAUUUUAAACUACGCUUUUAUGUGAGCUAUUUUUAAUCAAUUCGCUGCUGACCGUCCGAUCAUUCCGAUGGUUUGAUUCUUUUGAUCGAUUGGAACUGGUCAUCCAACCAUUCCAAAGCGACUGAUCGCGUAGGACUUCGUUUUAAGGGGCACCAUUAAUGCUUUCGAGCUGAGGCGGGUGGAGUUGACAGCGAAGAAGAGCCUUCUUUCUCUGUAUUCCUUCCUAACGGUCGCUGAGAAAUAGGGAAGGAAUUUGGUAACCUAGAACGCCGUGCCUCCCGCUCGUGUCUAUAUCUGGGCGUGCUUUAUAAUUUUUUGCUUUUUAAAUUCUCCGAUUACUCUGCGCGCCGGUUUACAUUGCUCCUGUUGUUUCUCCCAUUCUGAUGCUGUGAGUUAGAGUAGAUAGUUAGCAUGGAAUUUAGCUGGCUAACUCCAACUCGCGAUGUCUGGCUGGACUGCCAUAUAAUUCGAGGCAGGGGCUCCAGAAAUGGCCGCUGUUAAACUUUUGUGGCUUGUAAAAAAAGUGGCAUAAGAGGCUUCUCUGGCAUGCAAAUUCACGGUUUCUCGUUAGAUUCAUAUUAUUGGAUACGUACAUCGGGUUGGGUUACUCAAUGGUGAUUUACUGGAAGCUUGGGAGCAUUUCCUAGUAAAUAUGCCGAAGUCCAAUGUGGACGGAGAAGUCUUCCUUGACUCACUGGACAGCAUUAGGAAUUCUGUUGACUCUAUAUCAUCCUUUUUCUCAGUCGAUGAAGAAUUUGAAACUAACCUCAGAAUUUUAGAUCCUCAAUUCUGGACUACGGGCAUGAUGUCUGUUAGUGAAAGGCGAACGAGUUUCGUGCGCUUGAUGGGUUUUGAUGAGUUUGUUUCUUCUCACGAAGAAUGCUCUCUUGACUCACCAGAAUCUUUGAGUGAUAUCUCCAUGGAGCAAGUUGAGCAUGAGAGGCUUUCAGAAAGUAGCGGUGCCGCUUUGAAUUCUCUCUCAACAACAAAUGAUGGAGGAAUAAGAGAUUCUCUUUGUUGCAUAAGAGAUCUGGAUAGUGGGCAGAAGUAUACUGUUCACGAUACUGGUGAAAAUGGUCUGUCUGCUUUCAUCAGAGAAGCGGGGUCAGGAAAAUUUUUAACUUUGAAGGACUUUGAAAAGUUACUUGGAUUAUCCUGUCAUGUUCUUAAGCUGAUGCAGAGAGAGCAAGCUUUUGGAUAUAAAUAUGGUCAAGGCUUCCCAGAAAGUAAGAAGCAGCUGAGCAACUGGUGGAGAAGGUUUAUCUCACGGAGACCUACUGCAGGAUUGUGUAGGAAUGACGUUUCCAUUAAAAAUUCCCAAGUUCCUCGAACUAUGACAACUAAGGUUCUUCAACAUCGGAAAAGUUGUAGAGAGCUCACGGCUUUGUUUAUGGGGCAAGAUAUUAAAGCUCACAAGGGCUUAAUUAGAACGAUGAAAUUUAGUCCUUCGGGAUGCUACAUCGCUAGUGGUGGCGAAGAUUGUGUUGUUCGGAUCUGGCAGAUCAGAGAAUUGCAAGCAUUUUGCAAAUGCUCCAAAGCAGAUGGCUCUCCUAAUUUUUUUGGUAAAGUUGAUAGUAGCAAAUCCUUGAGUGGAAGGAAGGGUGCUGACUCUGCACCAAUUGUUAUUCCCAAGAAGGGUUUUAGGAUCGUGGAAACUCCAUUUCAGGAAUUUCGUGGACAUACUGGAGACAUACUGGACCUUUCUUGGUCUAAUUCUGAUUGUCUUAUUACAUCUUCUAUGGACAAAACAGUGCGAAUGUGGAAAGUUGGUUUUUGCGAAUGCCUUAAAGUAUUUCAACACACUGAUUAUGUGACUUGCAUUCAGUUUAAUCCUGUUGACGAGAGAUACUUCGUAAGUGGCUCUAUUGAUGGAAAGGUUCGCAUUUGGGGUGUCUCUGAAAAUCAGGUGGUUGAUUGGGUUGACAUACGUGAUAUUGUUACUUCGUUGUGUUGUCGACCAGAUGGGAAGGGAUUUGUUGUUGGCUCCAUUAAUGGAAAUUGCCGCUUUUAUGACUAUGGUAAUAGCAUCAGGUUGGAUACACAAUUCUGCAUUGAGGGCAGAAGGAAAUCUGCUGGAAAGCGAAUUACUGCAUUACAGUUCUCUCCUGAAGAUCCAAAAAAAGUGAUGAUCACUUCUGCAGAUUCUAAAGUAAGAAUCGUUGAUGCGCAUGGUGUUGUCCAUAGUUUUAGAGGUCUUCGGAAGACGAAGAGCCAUCUAUCCGCUUCAUUUACAUCGGAUGGAAGAUAUAUAGUCUCUGUUGGCGAAGACUCUAACAUCUACGUAUGGAAUUGUGAUUUGUUGAGCAAACCAUCUUCUAAAGAAGCAAAAUCAAUUCGCUCCUUUGAACUCUUCUUCUCGGAAGGGGUAUCAGUUGCAGUUCCAUGGCCUAAAAUGGAGCACAGAGCAGGUCCAUGCACCAAUGCCCUUCACCUUCCCUCGCCGCCACUUAAAAUUUUGGAGCCUUCAACCUGGCUAUGGGAUUCAGAUUGUUUGUUUUUGGGGUCUUGGCUUUUCACUGAUGGUGCAUCACGGGUCGGGCCAGAGGAGAAACUUCCUACAUCACCUCAGGCUUCAUCGUUUUCAGAUAAUCCCAAUAUAGGCAAAAUUAAUAAUGAAAUGGUAUGUCGUUAUCCCCAGCUUACUUCUCUUGCAGCCAUCUGGAGCUUAGUGAUUGUUACAGCCACCUCUGAUGGGCGCAUCAGAUCUUUCCAUAAUUAUGGACUGCCUGUAUUGUUGUAGAAGGUAAGAGGAAGCAAUGCAGCAAGCAAGUCUUUUUGGCCAUUGGUAAGUCGAUAUAAAAAGGUUUUGCUAGUUACGGGAAUGUUUCCCAGCUGUGCAACAUCAUUCGCCGCAAUGAAAGCCUUCUCUGCCAUCAGAGCAGAAUCACAACAUCUUUGGUGCUGCACCGUUUUCUUUUGAUGUUAAGAUAUUUUUCGGAAGAUUAGAUGAUCGGAAGUUUGUUGAUUGUAGAUUAAGAUACGCUCCAUUGCUCUGUUUGGGUAACAUGCGUGAUUCAUUUGGAACCAGUCCAAUUAAUAUCGAUGGUAUAUUUUGAUUAUAAUGUUACCCACUCUUUUUCCCAUCUCCACUUGUU
This is a messenger RNA of Phalaenopsis equestris, 3158 nucleotides long. Its product is annotated as F-box/WD-40 repeat-containing protein At5g21040-like. Gene Ontology annotation, molecular function: protein binding. The record is from RefSeq and is a predicted model, not a curated record. Lineage: Eukaryota; Viridiplantae; Streptophyta; Magnoliopsida; Asparagales; Orchidaceae. Bases 716 to 2803 code for a protein of 695 amino acids. The transcript has 9 exons.